UCGCGCUCUCACUCUCACUCUCACAGGCUCUCACACUCUCACCUCUCUACCUCACUCACCUUCACCACACAGUCACCGCCUCGUCUCCGCGCCUCUCGCCGGAAACUCUGCCUCGUCUCUGUGCCGCCAGUUGUUGAUCGUCGUCCGCGCCCCUGCUCGCCUCCGUCUGUGUCGUCCCGGCCGUGUUGGCUCCGCUGUGGCACGCCUUCUCUGCAUCCGCCUCCGCUUCGUGCCUCCUCUGUCUCUUCUUCCUCCGUUGUUGCCCUCGUGUUGGCUCCCUCCUCUGCCGGGUCUGCUCUGCUUGUGCCGGAGCCCUGCUCAUGCGGCCACCAUCUCCUCGCCGGUGGCCUGCCUCUGCAACGGUGGAACAGCCCCAACCCGUCCCUGACUGCUGACUUUUGUUCUACUUCUGGCCUUCUGCAGUGUAGAGGCUGCAGCUUGGUACAAUUGAAGCUGCUGAAGUUUAUAUUUCAAUGAUUUGCAAUUAAAGGACUAUCUUUAGCUUGAUAUGUCUCUUAUGGGUUAAGAACUGUGGCAAGAUGGUUUUAAUUUCCAAACAUAAAAGAUCAUGGACGAGACACAAGAAGAUGCAGGCCCGUCAGAGCAAGGGUCCUCUAAUGUUUCAUGGUGGCCUUCUGACUUUGUUGAAAAAUUUGGAUCUGUUUCAUCGGCCUUAAACAAUAAAGAACCCCCUAGACAUUCUGGUAAUGAUAUUUUGUCACCUAGAAAGCAUCAGAAAUUGUCUGGAGCACAGGGAUUCAACAAGAUCCAAUUCCAAAUGAAUUUUAUUCAAUCAUUCCGCAUGAGUUGCGCGCGCGAGGCCAAAAAACUCCAUGCCCGCAUUGUGAAGACCAAAGGAUCUUGGCACUCAGACAACUCCUCCAUUCUCUCACUCUACACCAACCUCAACCUCUUCCAUGAUUCAAUCCUCCUCUUCCGUUCCCUUCGUUCCCCUCCUCCUCUUGCUUGGAGCUCCAUCAUCAAGUGCUACACUUUCCAUGGCUUCUUCCACCAUUCCUUCUCUUCCUUUAGUCAAAUGAGGGCACUUGGCAUUCGCCCUAACCGCCACGUCUUCCCUUCUCUCCUUAAAGCCUGCGCCCUCUUGAAGGACUUCUACCUCGGCCAAUCUCUUCAUGCCUGCAUCCUUCGCCUCGGCUUCGAUUUUGAUUUGUACACAGCCAAUGCCUUGAUGAAUAUGUACUCUAAGUUUCAUGGCUUGGGGGGCUGUGCAGGUAAGGUGCUUGAUGGAUUGUCUGAGAGAGGCAGAGCCAACUGCAGCACCAUGGCUGUUGUCACUAUGAACAUAGAUAAUGUCAGAAAGGUAUUUGAUAGAAUGCCGGUGAGGGAUGUUGUUUCUUGGAGCACUGUCAUUGCUGGAAAUGCUCAAAAUGGCAUGUAUGAGGAAGCGUUGGCCUUGGUCAGGGAGAUGGCUGGAGCCCACUUGAAGCCUGAUGCCUAUACUUUGUCAAGCAUUCUCCCUAUCUUUGCAGAGCAUGCUGAUCUUAUUAAAGGAAAGGAGAUUCAUGGAUAUGCUAUCAGAAAUGGGUUGGAUGCGGAUGUUUUCAUUGGAAGCAGCUUAAUUGACAUGUACGCAAAAUGUACUCGCGUCGAAUACUCGCUUCGUUCCUUCUACCUCUUGCCCAAGAGAGAUGCUAUUUCCUGGAACUCUAUCAUUGCAGGCUCUGUGCAGAAUGGUAAAUUCGAUCAGGGGCUCAUGUUCUUCCGCCAAAUGUUGAAGGACAAAGUCAAACCCAUGCAUGUUUCCUUCUCCAGUGUAAUACCGGCUUGUGCUCACUUGACUGCCCUCAGUUUGGGGAAACAGAUCCAUGGAUAUAUAAUUAGAAUUGGAUUUGAUGAUAAUAAAUUUAUAGCGAGCUCUCUGAUGGAUAUGUAUGCCAAAUGUGGCAACAUCAAGAUGGCUAGAUAUAUUUUUGACAAAAUAGAGGCGAAUGACAUGGUAUCAUGGACCGCCAUCAUUAUGGGAUGCGCUAUGCAUGGCCAUGCUCUUGAUGCAGUUUCCUUCUUUCAGCAGAUGCUAAUGGAUGGAGUAGAGCCCAACUAUGUGGCAUUUAUGGCUGUUCUAACGGCUUGCAGUCAUGCAGGGUUGGUAGAUGAAGCUUGGAAGUAUUUCUACAGUAUGGAACAGGAGUUUGGUAUUACUCCUGGCCUGGAGCACUAUGCUGCUGUUGCCGACUUGCUUGGCAGAGCUGGAAGAUUGGAGGAAGCCUAUGACUUUAUCUGCAAAAUGAGAGUUCAACCGACCGGAAGUGUAUGGUCGACAUUGUUGGCUGCUUGUAGGGCUCAUAAGAAUGUUGAAUUAGCCGAGAAGGUUCUCGACAAGAUAAUUUUGGUCGAUCCUGAAAACAUAGGUGCUUAUAUUUUGAUGUCAAACAUCUAUUCAUCAGCUCAAAGAUGGAAAGAUGCUUCAAAGUUGAGAACCUACAUGAGGAAAAAGGGCUUGAAGAAGACUCCAGCAUGCAGCUGGAUUGAAGUUGGAAACAAAGUCCAUACUUUUACGGCUGGAGAUAAAUCACAUCCAUAUUACGACAAAAUAAACGAGGCAUUGUAUGUAUUAUUGAAGCAGAUGGAAAAAGAAGGUUAUGUUCUUGACACAAGUGAGGCACUUCAUGAUGUUGAUGAGGAACACAAACGUGACUUGUUACUCACCCACAGUGAGAGGCUUGCUAUAGCAUUUGGCAUCAUUAGCACUCCUGCAGGUACAACUAUCCGUGUAAUAAAGAAUAUUCGGGUUUGUGUGGACUGCCAUACAGCAAUUAAGUUUAUUGCAAAGAUUGUUAGCAGGGAAAUCAUUGUCAGGGAUAAUAGCAGAUUUCACCAUUUUAAGAAUGGAUCUUGUUCAUGUGGAGAUUAUUGGUAAUAUUAAUGUAGCAACUAUGGUUGAAGUCCCAGAAUAUAGUGGUUUUUUAUUCUUAAGUUUAUAAUUGAAAAGAAUUAACCUCCAUGACCUGAUCCUUUA
Molecule: messenger RNA, 2977 nt
Organism: Arachis ipaensis
Lineage: Eukaryota; Viridiplantae; Streptophyta; Magnoliopsida; Fabales; Fabaceae
Source: RefSeq, a predicted model, not a curated record